AUGGCCUCUUCCACCCCCCCACCCCCGCCCUCCGCGCCCUACAAACCCCGCUUCAUUGACAUAGGCAUCAACCUCACCGACCCCGUCUACAGCGGCAUCCACCACGGCACCCCGCGGCACCCCUCAGACCUCCCCGCCGUCCUCGCCCGCGCCCGCGACGCAGGACUAACGCACCUCCUCCUCACCGGCUCUGACAUCCCCACCUCGCACGCCGCGCUGGACUUGUGCGCAGAGCACCCUACUCUCCUCUCCUGCACCAUUGGGGUGCACCCCUGUUCCACCCAGACCUUCGAUACGAACCCCCUCGGUCCACAGGGUCUGCUUGACGAACUGCGCGAGCUGAUCCUCUCAGCGCCAAAAGAGGCAUUCGUCGCUAUAGGGGAAAUCGGAUUGGAUUAUGAUCGUCUCACCCUGUCACCCAAGGAGACGCAACUCACCUAUUUCCGCACACAACUCGACCUCGCCGCCUCUUUACCCUCUCCUCCCCCCCUAUUCCUCCACUCCCGCGCCGCGCACGAGGACUUUUUACACGAAUUGAUGUUGCGUGCUGAUAAGCUACCCAAGCGUGGUGUGGUCCACAGCUUCACGGGCACCGUAUCAGAAAUGCUUGAGCUCGUCGCAGCAGGCUGGGACAUCGGCAUAAACGGGUGCAGCAUCCGUGCCGCCGAAGGCAUCCACGUCGUCCGCGCCCUCCCCUUACAAAGGCUGCACGUUGAGACCGACGGCCCGUGGUGCGAGAUGCGUCCCACUCACGCAUCCGCCGCGUUCGUGGGUCCUAGUUACGACGGGCCGGGGAAGGAUGAUGAGGUAGCGAAAGAUGUGCUGGAGAGGGAGGCGGGGUAUAGGUGGGUAAAGAAGGAGAAGUGGACCGAGGGGGCGUUGGUGAAGGGGAGGAAUGAACCGUGUUUGAUUGGACGGAUUGUGGUGGCUGUGGCGAGGAUUAAGGGGGUGACGGUGGAGGAGGUGGCGGAGAUGGCGUGGGGGAAUUCGAGGAGGAUGUUUGGGUUUAGGGAGGUGGAGUAGGGCGUUGGAGAUGGUGGCGGGAGAGUUAGGAUAGAAGGAUAGAAGGGCAUAUUUAGAUGAAGUGGCCAUUGGCGAGAUGUGCGAGGAUAGACACAAGCGAUAGAGUGUACAUAAAGUACAGGCGUUACGUGCAUCUCACAUCACACCACAAUAUAUAGACAAAACACAACGAACAUAACUUGAAAAA
Messenger RNA from Pseudogymnoascus destructans, 1210 nucleotides. RefSeq lists its product as uncharacterized. Lineage: Eukaryota; Fungi; Ascomycota; Leotiomycetes; Thelebolales; Thelebolaceae. Gene Ontology annotation, cellular component: cytosol. Gene Ontology annotation, molecular function: 3'-5'-DNA exonuclease activity. The record is from RefSeq and is a predicted model, not a curated record. The coding region runs from base 1 to 1023 and encodes 340 amino acids. The transcript has 2 exons.